AAUAUGUCAAAAUUAUAAAAAUAUCCGAUUUUAGUUUACGACUUUGGAACAUCACUAACGCAAAGUACUUUUUCGUGGGGACUGUCGGAAUAUUAUAUUUUACAGAUUAAAUACGCUUUGAAUAUGCUAUCUCGCGUGGCUUUGCGUUCAGUAUUGGCCCGGCAGUCCGUUCCAACAGCCCUGGUUGCUCGUACCUCCAGCUCAGAAGUGUCUGGAGUGCGAGAUGAGAAGAACUUCCCCAGACCAGUCAGGGGUGAACCUGGCAAAGUCAGACUCGGAUUCAUUCCAGAAGAAUGGUUCCAAUUCUUCCAUUCAAAGACCGGUGUGACCGGACCAUACACGUUUGGAGUCGGUCUCAUGACCUACCUCUUCAGCAAGGAGAUCUAUGUCAUGGAGCAUGAGUACUACACCGGUCUGUCCAUCUUGGUCAUGGUAUAUUAUGGUACUACUAGGCUGGGGCCCAAAAUUGCAGCUUGGUUGGACAAGGAAGUUGACAAAAUCGAAACUGACCUGAACCAAGAUAGAGUAGACACCAUCAAGCAACUGGAAGAGGCCAUCGCUACAGAAAAGGACUCCCAGUGGAGGGCUCAGGGCCAAGAACUGCUCAUCCAGGCCAAAAAAGAGAAUGUUCUGCUGCAACUGGAGGCCGCUUAUAGGGAACGCCUCAUGAACACCUACCUGGAGGUCAAGCGCCGUCUAGACUUCCAGCUCGAAAAGGCUGUUCUAGAAAGGCGCUUCGAACAGAAGCACCUCGUCGACUGGGUUGUUACCAACGUCACUAAGGCCAUCACACCGGACCAGGAGAAGCAGACCCUCGACCGUUGCAUUGCGGACCUCGCCGCCCUUGCUAAUAAGUGAAAAGAAUGUUGUGUAAAAUAAAUAUUUAAUCGUGAUAGUUC
Messenger RNA from Zerene cesonia (dogface butterfly), 899 nucleotides. It is a transcript of the gene ATPsynB, whose product is annotated as ATP synthase subunit b, mitochondrial. Lineage: Eukaryota; Metazoa; Arthropoda; Insecta; Lepidoptera; Pieridae. Gene Ontology annotation, biological process: proton motive force-driven ATP synthesis. The record is from RefSeq and is a predicted model, not a curated record. The coding region runs from base 124 to 858 and encodes 244 amino acids. Gene Ontology annotation, molecular function: proton transmembrane transporter activity. The transcript has 5 exons.